Molecule: messenger RNA, 1160 nt
Organism: Tarenaya hassleriana
Lineage: Eukaryota; Viridiplantae; Streptophyta; Magnoliopsida; Brassicales; Cleomaceae
Product: CLAVATA3/ESR (CLE)-related protein 41
Exons: 2
Coding region: 503-868 (121 amino acids)
Biological process (GO): xylem development
Cellular component (GO): apoplast
Molecular function (GO): receptor serine/threonine kinase binding
Source: RefSeq, a predicted model, not a curated record
UCUCUCAUCUUCACCUGCCAAAAAUGACCCAUUAAACCUUUGUCUUUUCUCAAUAUUUUCACAACCGACCAUGUUGUAUAACCGUAAUUUCCAAAUGUUAGCAUGGGCAAACACGUAAUCUAACAUGAUUUGGGAACGACUUUGAAUCGCCUUCUCCAAACCCUAAUCAGUCCGAACUCCCCGUAUGUAUAUGUUCGGCGAUGUCCUCUGAAGGGCACAUUGGUAAUUCAACUCCGGUGACUGUUCUGUAACGCCUUUCAUAAUUCACGCUGGUGUGUGGAAAUUUGAACAUUUCUUUUUAUUUUGGUUUCUUUCACUUUUUAGCUGCUUCUUCGUCCCCUCUUGCCCCUCUCUCUCUCUCUCUUCUUCUUCUUCUUCUUUGCCUUUUUGGUCUGCUUUGUUUGCUUUACAAUAGCUCCGGUGUUCGUCACUGGUUCAUGGAUAUUGAACCCUCCAGCUGGGAUCUUGGGGCCGGGGGUGUUUAUAUCUUUUCAUAAUUUGCAUGGCAACUUCGAAUUUGAAUUAUCAAACCAACACCAAAUCAAAUUCCGUUGUUCUUCUACUCCUUCUCCUCACCACUUUGAUCUUCCUCUUUCUCCGCCUCUUCGUCAUCAUUAGCCCUACAAAUCCAAUAACUCGUCACCAAUCAUCGUAUACUAUGGGCUCUAUGGCCAUACCCGCGUCACCUUUCAAGAGGGUUCUUCUCGAAUCUUCCACUCCAGUCUCAUCAACCAUGGAUUUGCAUCCAAAUGCCCAGACGAGCACACGACAGGCACGUGCUUCUUCUUCUUCGACUUCGAAGAGGAGAGACCAGUUUGGAGCUGAUGCGCACGAAGUUCCAAGCGGUCCGAACCCGAUUUCGAACUAGGUUAGCUGAGCCAAACAAUUUUUGGCUCCCCAAAAAACGGACCGAGUCGGGUGGAAUGGAUUGGGAUCCAGCCAUGGCAUUUUGGCGUCGAACUACUACUGUCUAUAGUUGGGUGCACGAAGAUUAAAGCAAGCUUUAUAUUCUAAUGAAAUUCCAAUUAAUUCUCGACCGAAUUUACAGGAGAAAAGGCUUGAAUUUCCAAGACAGGAACAGCUUCGGUAUUUCGAUAUAAUAUGUUUUUAUAAAUCUUGGUUUAUUUUUGGAAAAUCCGGCAAAGAUUUCUGUUCAAUUA